GGCAGGUGGGUGCCUUCCCCUGCUCUCUCCCCAUUUCAGGGACUUCCCUUGUGAGCCCCGGCUCCCCUCCCCGUGAGGAAGCACCCGUCGCAGCGUGUUGGAAGGCGUGAAGGGGGAACCAAGAUCUAGGCUUCUAGACCUCUGUGGGGCGAAGGCGAACGUCUCUGCCAGGAUUAUGUAACUGAGGACCCAGGCCUGGGCGGACAACCAUGGGAGCCAGCACUUCAAGCAAACCCCCAGUUUUUGAUGAAAAUGAGGAUGUCAACUUUGACCACUUUGAAAUUUUGCGAGCCAUUGGGAAAGGCAGUUUUGGGAAGGUCUGCAUCGUUCAGAAGAAUGAUACCAAGAAGAUGUAUGCAAUGAAAUACAUGAACAAACAGAAGUGUGUCGAGCGUAAUGAAGUGAGAAAUGUCUUCAAGGAGCUCCAGAUCAUGCAGGGUCUGGAACAUCCUUUCCUGGUUAAUUUGUGGUACUCCUUCCAAGAUGAGGAAGACAUGUUCAUGGUAGUGGACCUCCUGCUGGGCGGGGACCUACGUUACCACCUGCAGCAGAACGUCCGUUUCCAGGAAGGCACUGUGAAGCUCUUCGUCUGUGAGCUGGCCAUGGCCCUGGACUACCUGCAGAGCCAGCGCAUCAUUCACAGGGAUAUGAAGCCUGACAACAUUUUGCUUGAUGAACAUGGGCACGUGCACAUCACAGACUUCAACAUCGCCGCCGUGCUGCCCCGUGAGGCGAGCAUCACCACCGUGGCCGGCACCAAGCCUUACAUGGCACCGGAGAUGUUCAACUCCAGAAGAGAAGCAGGCUAUUCCUUUGCUGUUGACUGGUGGUCGCUGGGGGUGACAGCUUACGAGCUUCUGCGAGGCCGGAGACCAUAUCAUAUUCGCUCCAGUACUUCCAGCAAGGAAAUCGCACAUAUGUUUGAGACAGCUAUUGUGACUUACCCUUCUGCCUGGUCACAGGAAAUGGUGUCACUUCUUAAAAAGCUGCUUGAACCUAACCCAGACCAGCGGUUUUCUCGCCUCUCUGAUGUUCAGAGCUUCCCGUACAUGAAUGACGUGAACUGGGAUGCGGUUUUGCAGAAAAGGCUCAUUCCGGGUUUCAUUCCCAGUAAAGGCAGGCUGAACUGCGACCCCACCUUUGAACUUGAAGAAAUGAUUUUGGAGUCCAAGCCUCUUCACAAGAAAAAGAAGCGGCUGGCCAAGAAGGAGAAGGAGAUGAGGAAAUGUGAGCCCUCUCAGACGUGCCUUCUUCAAAAGCACCUUGAAUCUGUACAAAAGGAGUUCAUCAUUUUCAAUAGAGAAAAAGUAAAAAAGGACUUUAAUAAAAAACAAGCAAAUCUAGCCUUGGAACAAACCAAAGACUCACAAGAAGGGAAUGGUCAGAACAGCAGCCUGUGACAUUGUUAGCACCUUCUUAUUGGGACAUUUCCUGGCCUCUGGGGCCGGUGGGUUCUGACUU
Molecule: messenger RNA, 1461 nt
Organism: Pteronotus mesoamericanus
Lineage: Eukaryota; Metazoa; Chordata; Mammalia; Chiroptera; Mormoopidae
Gene: STK32A
Product: serine/threonine kinase 32A
Exons: 13
Coding region: 210-1400 (396 amino acids)
Biological process (GO): protein phosphorylation
Molecular function (GO): ATP binding; protein kinase activity
Source: RefSeq, a predicted model, not a curated record